ACAAAACCAAUUACAAUAAUAAAAGAAUAGAGAACCUGGCUCUUGGACCCAGAACUUCUACUCUUCUUCCUCUAUAAACAAAACAUGGGUUUUCCCCCUCUACAAUCCCAAAACAGAUCAACCGUCCUCUUCUCUCAGCAAUGCCUGGAACCUUAAGGAAUCUCUCACUUUCUCCCACAAUCUUCUCCUUCACCUUGCUUCUCUCAUUAAACUCACUUCUUCUCUUUCCAUUUUGUUACUCCCUUAAUGAACAAGGCCAAGCUCUUUUAGCAUGGAAGAGCAGUUUAAACAGCACUUUAGAUUCAUUAGCAUCAUGGAGUUCUUCAGAUUCAGCUCCAACCCCAUGCAACUGGUUUGGGGUGUAUUGCAACUCACAAGGAGAAGUGAUUGAGAUAAACCUGAGAUCAGUGAACUUGCAAGGCUCAUUUCCUUCAAAUUUUCAAUCUCUCAGGUCCUUGAAGAUUCUUGUUCUCUCAUCAACCAACAUCACAGGCAGGAUUCCAAAAGAGAUUGGAGACUAUCAAGAACUCACCUUAGUUGAUCUCAGUGGCAAUUCUCUCUUGGGUGAAAUCCCAGAAGAGAUUUGCAGUCUAAGCAAUCUGCAGAGUUUAUCUCUGCAUACAAACUUCCUUGAAGGCAACAUUCCAUCCAACAUUGGAAAUCUAUCAAGUCUGGUCAACUUGACACUCUUUGACAAUCACUUGAGUGGUGAAAUUCCAAAAAGUAUUGGAUCCUUAAGAAAUCUCCAAGUGUUCAGAGCAGGUGGCAAUAAGAACCUCAAGGGUGAGAUCCCAUGGGAGAUUGGAAACUGCACCAGCUUGGUCAUGUUAGGCCUUGCAGAAACCAGCAUUUCUGGGAGCCUUCCUUCUUCAAUCCAAUUGCUGAAAAGAAUCAAGACCAUAGCCAUUUACACAACUCUAUUGUCAGGCUCCAUUCCUGAAGAGAUUGGCAAUUGCAGUGAGUUGCAGAACUUGUACUUGUAUCAGAAUUCUAUUUCAGGUUCUAUCCCAAGCCAAAUUGGAGAGCUCAGUAAGCUCAAGAGUCUACUUUUAUGGCAGAACAACAUAGUAGGUACAAUCCCAGAAGAGAUUGGAAGAUGCACAGAGAUGGAAGUCAUAGACUUAUCAGAAAAUCUUCUCACAGGUAGCAUACCAAAGAGUUUUGGUCAGCUUUCAAAUCUCCAAGGUCUUCAACUGAGUGUCAAUCACCUCUCAGGCAUAAUACCUCCUGAGAUUUCAGAUUGCACUUCUCUGACUCAAUUGGAAGUUGACAACAAUGCUCUCUCUGGAGAGAUUCCUGAUCAUAUUGGCAACUUGAGGAGCUUGAAUCUAUUCUUUGCCUGGCAGAACAAGCUGACAGGAAAAAUUCCAGAUAGUCUUUCACAGUGCCAAGACCUUCAGGCAAUUGAUCUUUCCUACAACAACUUGAUUGGUCCAAUACCGAAACAAUUGUUUGGGUUGAGGAAUCUCACCAAAUUGCUGCUUCUUUCCAAUGAUUUAUCAGGCUUUGUUCCACCUGAUAUUGGAAACUGCACAAGCCUCUACAGGCUUAGAUUGAAUCACAAUAGACUGGCAGGUAACAUUCCACCUGAGAUUGGCAACUUGAAGAGUUUGAAUUUUGUGGAUAUGAGCAGCAAUCAUCUUGUAGGGGAGAUUCCUCCAACACUAUCUGGAUGCCAGAAUCUUGAGUUUCUGGACCUUCAUUCCAAUAGUCUCACAGGUUCUGUUCCAGAUUCUCUCCCCAAAAGCCUACAAUUGAUUGAUUUUUCUGAAAACAGGCUAACAGGUGCUUUGACUCACACCAUUGGUUUGUUAACCGAGUUAACCAAACUCAACCUGGGAAAGAAUCAACUAAGUGGAAGAAUCCCAGCAGAGAUCUUAUCUUGCACUAAGCUACAGCUUCUAGACUUAGGAAGCAAUAGUUUCACUGGAGAAAUACCCAAGGAAGUGGCUCUAAUUCCUUCACUAGAAAUCUCUCUCAAUCUUAGCUGCAACCAGCUUUCUGGUGAAAUCCCAUCUCAGUUCUCUAGUCUUAGCAAACUAGCAGAGCUUGAUCUCUCACACAACAAGCUUUCAGGGCAUUUAGGUGCUCUCUCUGAUCUUCAGAAUCUUGUUUCCUUAAAUGUUUCCUUCAAUGGCUUCACUGGUGAGUUGCCUAACACCCCAUUUUUCCACAAACUCCCUCCCAGUGAUCUUGCUGAAAAUGAAGGCCUCUACAUUGCUGGGGGUGUUGUAUCUUCAUCUGACAGAAUGGAAACCAAAGGCCAUGCCAAAUCAGCUAUGAAGUUUACCAUGACCAUUCUUUUAAGCACCAGUGCAGUACUAGUGCUGCUCACAGUCUAUGUCUUGGUUAAAACUCACAUUGCCAACAGGGUACUCAUGGAAAAUGAGAAUUGGGAGAUGACUUUGUAUCAGAAGCUAGAUUUCUCCAUUGAUGACAUUGUCUUGAACUUGACAUCAGCCAAUGUGAUUGGUACUGGAAGUUCUGGGGUUGUGUACAAGGUGGCAAUUCCACAUGGAGAAACUCUAGCAGUUAAAAAAAUGUGGUCGUCAGACGAGUUUGGAGCAUUCAAUUCUGAAAUUCAAACCUUGGGGUCAAUCAGGCACAAGAAUAUAAUCAGGCUUCUGGGAUGGGCUUCCAAUAAGAACCUUAAGCUUCUCUUUUAUGACUACCUCCCAAAUGGAAGCUUGAGCUCAUUAAUUCAUGGUUCAGGAAAGGGAAAAGCAGAAUGGGAGAUAAGAUUUGAUGUUGUGUUAGGUGUGGCUCACGCACUUUCAUAUCUGCACCAUGAUUGUUUGCCAGCUAUAAUGCAUGGAGAUGUCAAAGCCAUGAAUGUGUUAUUAGGUCCUGGAUAUCAACCUUAUCUUGCUGACUUUGGCCUAGCUAGAAUUGCAACUGAAAACAGUGACAAUAGUGAAUCCAAGCCAGUCCAAAGACACUACCUUGCUGGUUCUUAUGGAUACAUGGCUCCAGAACAUGCAUCAAUGCAGCCUAUCACUGAGAAAAGUGAUGUCUACAGUUUUGGUAUUGUUCUGCUUGAGGUUCUUACAGGAAGGCACCCUUUGGAUCCAACUAUACCAGGGGGUGCAAGCUUGGUUCAAUGGGUGAGGAACCAUUUGGCUAGCAAAGGAGAUCCAUCUGACAUUCUUGACUCAAAUCUGAGAGGGAGGGCUGACCCAUCCAUGCAUGAGAUGCUACAAACUCUAGCAGUGUCAUUUCUCUGUGUGAGCACCAGAGCUGGUGACAGGCCAACAAUGAAGGACAUUGUUGCAAUGCUCAAGGAAAUUAAACCUGUUGAAACCUCAAGGGGAGAAAAUGAUAAAUUGAAAGGAGGUUUCACAGCUCAUAGUUCCCCACCACCACCUAAGAAUGUGGUUUCACAUGGAUCUUCUUCAUGUUCCUAUAAUUUCUCAGAUGAUUCAGUCAGUUGAGGAGCAAGUAUGCAUCUCAUCAUGGAGAAGCUGUGCUUCAUUGUAAUUGUACAUAGUACCCGUUUGGAUGCAAAUCAAAAAGCACUUAUUAGAGCUUAUUUAGUGCAUUUUCUAGUAGAUAAGCUUCAUAAGCUCCUAUAAGUCCAUAUCUAAACGGGCUCAUAGUCUAAUGCAAUGGCAAUUAGAGCUGGCUUGAAUUAUUAAUUAGUGAGAUUGUGGUAAUCUAGUGAGUAGUGUGACUAUUUUUUCUUCAUCUUUUAAUGUAAUUUCAUAUAGAGAGUGCAGAUUUCAAGAGUUCUUAUAUUGAAUACAUAAAUAAAUAUCAUUUCAUAGGUUUACCUUUCAA
Molecule: messenger RNA, 3777 nt
Organism: Lotus japonicus
Lineage: Eukaryota; Viridiplantae; Streptophyta; Magnoliopsida; Fabales; Fabaceae
Product: LRR receptor-like serine/threonine-protein kinase RGI3
Exons: 2
Coding region: 141-3431 (1096 amino acids)
Biological process (GO): protein phosphorylation
Cellular component (GO): plasma membrane
Molecular function (GO): ATP binding; protein binding; protein kinase activity
Source: RefSeq, a predicted model, not a curated record